AUGGGGCAGGCAGUGAGUGAUGCGAAUAAAGGGGAAAUCGGUGUUGCUGAGCUGCAAGACUUGUACAAGAAGUUUGUGACUGAAUGUCCCAGCGGAACACUUUUCUUUCACGAAUUUAAGCGUUUUUUUGGAGUUUUAGACAAUGAGGAAGCAGCUGAAUAUAUCGAAAACAUGUUUCGGGCAUUUGAUAAAAAUGGGGACAACACAAUUGAUUUCUUGGAAUAUGUUGCAGCACUCAAUUUGGUUUUAAGAGGCAAUCUGGAGCACAAACUGAAAUGGACUUUCAAAGUUUAUGACAAAGAUGGAAAUGGAUGCAUUGAUAAAACAGAACUGUUGGAGAUUGUGGAGUCCAUUUAUAGAUUAAAGAAGGCUUGCCAUCAAGAAUCAGAGGAAGGGUCUGUGCUGUUAACUCCAGAAGAGGUUGUGGACAGAAUAUUUCAGUUAGUGGAUGAAAAUGGUGAUGGCCACCUUUCAUUGGAUGAGUUUAUUGAUGGAGCACGGAGAGACAAGUGGGUGAUGAAAAUGUUGCAGAUGGAUAUGAAUCCAGGCAGCUGGAUGACUGAUCAGAGACGCAAAAGCGCUUUAUUUUAA
Messenger RNA from Hemiscyllium ocellatum (epaulette shark), 591 nucleotides. RefSeq names its product guanylate cyclase activator 1B (gene guca1b). Gene Ontology annotation, cellular component: photoreceptor inner segment; cone photoreceptor outer segment. The transcript has 4 exons. NCBI's taxonomy places the organism in Eukaryota, Metazoa, Chordata, Chondrichthyes, Orectolobiformes, Hemiscylliidae. Gene Ontology annotation, molecular function: calcium ion binding; calcium sensitive guanylate cyclase activator activity. Bases 1 to 591 code for a protein of 196 amino acids. Gene Ontology annotation, biological process: visual perception. The record is from RefSeq and is a predicted model, not a curated record.